UAAAACUCGCGUAUACGCCACCGUGGCGACUAGUUAUAUUUGCUAAGUUUUUUUGUUUGAUACUGACGCGUGUUUAUUCGAUAUAAAAACCGUGACAAGAUGUCUGUCACUAGUCUUAAUUCUCUACAAGAAUAUGAGAAUUAUGUUAAGUCAGAAGAUCUUUCCGUCAUCCAUUUCUGUACAUCGUGGUGCGAUCAGUGUUCGCAAUUACAUGACAUGAUCGAAGAAAUGGGCAAACUGACUGAGUACAAAGAUGUCAAGUUUGCCGAAAUUGACGCUGAAAAAGUACUUGAAGUGUCCAGUAAGGUCGGUAUUCGAGCAGUACCAACAGUUGUUUUUAUAAGGAAUGACACUUUACUUGGUAGAGUGGAAGGUGCCAAUCCCUCUGCCAUAAGCGAGAAAAUUAAGUUCUAUUUAACUAACAAAUAUUCUGAUCCAAAUGAAAUAUUUAAACAAAAAGAAAACCUUGAAGAUAGGCUGAAGAAAUUGAUAAAUCAGGCACCUUGUAUGCUGUUUAUGAAGGGAUCACCUGCAAUUCCACGUUGUGGAUUUUCUAGAACAAUAGUCUCUCUUCUAGAUUCUUAUAAUACAGAUUAUCAAUCUUUCGAUAUUUUGCAAGAUAAUGAUAUUAGAGAAGGACUUAAAAAAUUCAGCGAUUGGCCAACAUAUCCUCAAUUAUAUGUGAAUGGAGAACUCAUUGGAGGACUGGAUAUUAUAAAGGAAAUGAGUGAAUCUGGAGAAUUAGAAAAUAUAUUGCCUAAGAAGAGUUAAUGCAAAAGAAAUAAGGAAGACCAGUCACUAUUUUAAUAUAA
Molecule: messenger RNA, 812 nt
Organism: Eufriesea mexicana
Lineage: Eukaryota; Metazoa; Arthropoda; Insecta; Hymenoptera; Apidae
Gene: Grx3
Product: Glutaredoxin 3
Exons: 3
Coding region: 100-771 (223 amino acids)
Biological process (GO): intracellular iron ion homeostasis
Cellular component (GO): nucleus; cytosol
Source: RefSeq, a predicted model, not a curated record